Xenopus tropicalis (tropical clawed frog) is the source of this 1825-nucleotide messenger RNA. It is a transcript of the gene lgals9c, whose product is annotated as lectin, galactoside-binding, soluble, 9C. Lineage: Eukaryota; Metazoa; Chordata; Amphibia; Anura; Pipidae. The transcript has 12 exons. Bases 153 to 1493 code for a protein of 446 amino acids. Gene Ontology annotation, molecular function: carbohydrate binding. The record is from RefSeq and is a predicted model, not a curated record.
GGUGCGGGGAGUGGUACUGGGUGGGGUCUUGAUGCAGCCUCUGUCAUGUGCUUCUAUACUGCAAUGCAACUCCCUGCCCCUCCCUUUGAUUCUAUCCUGAAUGAGCAGGGUGCCAGCAGCAUCAGCAGCACAGGGCUCCCAGCAGGGAUAACAUGGCCGGCUCAGCUUCUAUCUGCAAUCCGCUUAUGCCCUUCCAGAGCGCAAUACCGGGGGGACUGAGUGAAGGGAAGACACUGACUAUUGAGGGGCUGGUACAUAACGACUGUAAAAGAUUUGCUGUGAAUUUUAUUUGCUUCAACAACGAUGUUGCGUUUCACUUUAACCCCCGGUUCGACAAAGACAACAUUGCCUGCAACACCAAGCUGAGCAACCAAUGGGGCCUAGAGGAACGGACGGAUCACAUGCUCUUCGGUCACAACGAGGCCUUUGAGAUAACCAUAACUGUGCUGAGAAGCGCCUUUAAGGUGUCAGUGAAUGGAGACCAUAUCUUGGAAUACCGCCAUCGUAUCUCCUACCAAGGCAUCCAGUCCCUCCAGCUCAAUGGAGACAUCACUCUGAACAAGGUCACCUUCUCUGAUCCACCAAGCCAAAUUUCGACGGCCCCAGAAAAACAACUUUCAGUGGCCCCAAACUAUAGCAUUCCUUUCCAGAGCGCAAUACCUGGGAGAAUUAGUGACGGCAAAACGGUGACUAUUGAGGGGCUGGUACACAGCGACUGUAACAGGUUCACCGUGAAUUUUCUUUGCUUCAACAAUGAUACUGCCUUUCACUUUAACCCCCGGUUUGAUGAAGACAAUACCAUUGUGUGUAACACAAAGCUGGACAACAAGUGGGGCUCGGUGGAACGGACACAACUCAUGCCCUUCGAGAAGGACGACUCCUUUGAGAUAAUCAUAAUUAUAAUGGAACACGUCUUUCAGGUCUCAGUGAAUAGAAAGCGUAUCUUGGAAUACCACCAUCGUGUUUCUUACCAAGGCAUCCAGUCAGUCCUUGUCAAGGGUGAUAUUACUCUUCUUAACGUUACCUUCUCGGAACCCCCGGCCCAAGAGUCACCGGUGCUGUCGCCAUAUUCAGUCACCCCAAGUCAUCUCAAGCCCUUCCAGUGUGCCAUACUUGGGGGCAUUAGUGAUGGCAAGACAGUGACUAUUGAGGGGCUGGUACACAGCGGCUGUAAAAGGUUUGCUGUGAAUUUUCUUUGCUUCAACAAUGAUAUCGCCUUUUACUUUAACCCCCGGCUUGACGAUGGCAAUGUUAUUGUAUGUAACACAAAGCUGGGCGACAAGUGGGGCAAAGUAGUACGGAUCCCUAACAUGCCCUUCAGCGAGGAGGAGCCCUUUCAGAUAGCCAUAACCGUACUGGAGCAUAUGUUUGAGGUGUCAGUGAAUGGAGACAAUGUCUUGGAAUACCGUCACCGUGUCUCUUACCAAGCCAUCAAGUCUCUGUAUAUCAAUGGGGAUGUUACUCUUACCAACGUUACCUUCUCUGAGCCAUGAGUAAAGCCACACAUGUCCGGAUAUUUUGGCUGUAACCAAAGCAGCAGAUACCUGGGAGCACUGGAGAAGAUGGAGGUGGUGGUGCAACUCUACAAGUACCUUGGGCCAGUAAGGUUUUUACAGAAAAGCAGUUCAGACCUGGGGUUGCCUAACUCAUUUGCACCAGUGAUUUUCAUUUCCUUCUUUUAUUGUUAUGGUGCCCAGAAGGCUAAGCAAACCUGAUUAAGUAUAUAAAUAAAGCUGUAGUGCAUGUUUAUCCCCACUAUUAAGUCUGCAAUGGACCCAAUGUGCCAGGCUUCUUGCCCUGACCAAUAAAGCUGCUUUUCAUCUUA